This is a messenger RNA of Aureobasidium musti, 213 nucleotides long. Lineage: Eukaryota; Fungi; Ascomycota; Dothideomycetes; Dothideales; Saccotheciaceae. The record is from the annotation of a GenBank genome assembly.
AUGCACGAUCUGCGCAAGCAAGUACUCCUCGAGAGCGGCAAGACCCUGUCUAAAAAGGCAAAGGCCAAGCAAGCCAUGGGCUCUGCUGCCAGCUCAAAGCAAAAUUCGCCCAACGCCUCGAGGGCUGGCUCGAGAGUUGCCAGCCGCCAGGCUUCGGACGAUGAGGCUGACUUCAGUGACUCGACAACUCAGUUCAGGUAUGUUUCUACUUGA